Diaporthe amygdali is the source of this 1458-nucleotide messenger RNA. RefSeq lists its product as uncharacterized. The coding region runs from base 1 to 1458 and encodes 485 amino acids. Gene Ontology annotation, biological process: adenylate cyclase-activating G protein-coupled receptor signaling pathway. Gene Ontology annotation, cellular component: plasma membrane. Gene Ontology annotation, molecular function: G protein-coupled receptor activity. The record is from RefSeq and is a predicted model, not a curated record. The transcript has 2 exons. NCBI's taxonomy places the organism in Eukaryota, Fungi, Ascomycota, Sordariomycetes, Diaporthales, Diaporthaceae.
AUGGAGGACCUGAAUUUCACCGACUCGAUAACGCCCUUGCCAGCACUCUACCGACGAUGCCAGACCGCGAUGCUUAUCCUGGGGACGCUCUCCCUAGUGACAACCAGCCUGCUCUUCUUCCACAUAACCUACCGGCUGAUAAUGUGGAAAAUCAAUGAUGCCCGGACCCAGGACAUACAACCUCAUCGAGCCACGAACUCGACCAGUGAAGCUCAAGUCGACUUGAGCCUCGGGCUUUCCGAAGCGCAGUACUUCCAAACAAGGCAAAAGCAAAAUGGCGACGCUGCCGCAACAACAUCGGCACCAGCAUCGGCACCCCAAGAGCCACUUACGAGGAGAGAAACAGUGCAGAGUAUAAUAUCGCGCCGCCAGAAGCCGCCAAACCCGCUCCUACUUUUAAUCUACAACCUUCUCUUCUCCGACAUGUGGCUGGCUGCAGCAUAUGUGAAUAAUGCAGUCUGGCUCCACAACGAUAUGAUAGAAGUCGGAUCAGCGACCUGCCACGUCCAAGGCUGGAUCGUUAGCUUCGGCUGUCUGACAACCAGUGGGUUUCUCUUCACGAUCUCCAUUUUCAGCUAUCUCGGUAUCAUCCGCGGCCACAAACCGUCUACUCGGGUCGUCGUCUUGACUUGCGCGACGGUCUGGGUCCUUUCCACAUUCCUCUCUAGCCUGGGGCUCAUCUUCUUCAAUGUGAACGAAUACUACAAGAGGCAGGUUUUAUGGUGCUGGAUUGCUGAGGAACAUCGACUUUGGAGGCUGUCCAUUUAUGUAUGGGGAUUCACAGCAAUGUCUGGAACAUGCUUUCUCUACUCCAUCAUCUUUUACCGCCUCUGGCGUGAGAAUCGAUCGUCACGAUUCAUGCCUCGCCGGCCCGACUCAGUGACUUCAAGCUCUCGGGCAUGGGUCGACGACAGUACACCUUUGCGCCCAUCCGGCCACCAUCCCGCCUUUCUAGUUUAUCCGUGCAUAUACACAGUCACGGGAACACCACUCAUCCUGGGGUCUCUGAUCCCAACCCUCGAGCGGAUUCCCUUAUUCAUGGGCGCCGCCGGGGCACUGCUCGCCGUCACCGGCCUCCUCGAUGCUAUUCUCUGGUCCUACAUUAUCGUCUUCAGCGACAAGGAAGACAUCCGUAACACAGGCCUCGACCAAUUCACAUUCAUGCGGACGCCCGAGGGGCGCAACCUCGGCAACAUAGUAAUCGUUCAAGGUGGCCAGGACAAGUGGAAGAGGCAGUCGUGGCACUCCAAGAAGGACAAGGGCUGGUGGAGGCUGGGCGAUCGCAACAGCAGUCAGCCGUCGCUGCCUUCGCAGCAGUCCCAGGCCGAGGGCGGGAUCCAGAUGGAUAUCGUGACGACCGUCGUGGUGGAUGAGUCGAGUUCGGAUCCGUCGAGGCGCCAGUCGGGAGAGAGGGGCUACUCUACGGAUAUUUCAACUAGUCCGCCUCAUAUGAAGUAG